UCUCUCUCUCACACACAGUCACACACUUAUAGGCUUUCUCUUCUCCACUUUUUAUAUACCAUAUUGAAGUCAUCAACUUUUUUGCAAGUGUGCUGUUUCACUUGUGAGAGUGUAGUAGUAAGUGAUCAUACACUCUACUAUUAUUGAAACUUGAAUAGUACCUUUUUUUGCUACUACUUACUAACUAGAAGUAGUGGCUAGUAGCUUCUAUAUAAAGAGCAAGAGCUUCAAACUUCUUUUGCUUUGUUGAUCUCUAACCAGAUCAUAUUGAUCAUCAUCAUCAGAGUAGCCGAAUCGAAUCGAAUCCCAUCGCCACAGAUUGAUGGGGCGAUCUCCGUGCUGUGAUAAAGUUGGUCUUAAGAAAGGACCAUGGACUCCUGAAGAAGAUCAAAAACUCUUGGCUUACAUUGAAGAACAUGGUCAUGGAAGCUGGCGUGCUUUACCUGCUAAAGCUGGUCUUCAGAGAUGUGGGAAGAGUUGCAGACUUAGAUGGACUAACUACCUUAGACCAGAUAUUAAGAGAGGGAAAUUCAGCAUCCAGGAAGAACAAACCAUUAUUCAACUCCAUGCUCUUUUAGGAAACAGGUUACGACUUUACCUUGUUUGUUUUCUGGGCCGUACUUUUUUUUUUUUUGAAGUCUUUUGAAGCUGAUUCAGGUGGAUAUAUUACCAGAUACAUACAUGUGACAAUUGUUCAUAGGCAGUCUGUUAAUUUUGCAGAGUCCUAAAAUUACACCAAAGCUAGCUUCCUCAUUCUUAUUAAUGUUGUUAGUUACAAAAAUUUAAGAAUUUGUACUGUUGAAAAUGAUUACGAAUUGACCCUUCCUUUGGGUACUAUAUUGUUUUUUUUAAAGGUAAAAUGGUUUUUGAUCAGUGUGUAAAACUGACACAAUCCAAAAACAUUCCAAAUCAAGCAUUGUUCAUUGUUAGUCGUAGAAACACAUCAAAACUAUUUUUGUCACGUUGUGAAAUGGAUGUAUUCAGAAUUCCCGGGUUUUUAAAUUAACAAUUCAGAUGAUAAUUUUUAUAGACAAGAAGUACAUUAUUUUUUGUUGUUUAGUUGUAAUUUGAUCGAGGUGGUGGCUUUGUCGUGUACUCAGGUGGUCGGCAAUUGCGACACAUUUGCCCAAAAGAACAGAUAAUGAGAUCAAGAACUAUUGGAAUACCCAUCUGAAGAAACGGCUGGCCAAAAUGGGGAUUGAUCCGGUGACUCACAAGCCCAAAAGCGACGCCAUCUUGUCCGGCGACGGCGGCGGAGCCCAGUCCAAGCACGCCGCCAAUCUCAGCCACAUGGCCCAAUGGGAGAGUGCCCGGCUCGAAGCUGAAGCCCGGCUGGUCAGACAAUCAAAGCUCCGGUCAACCUCAGCUUUCCAUAGCCAGAGCCACCUCAUUUCCGGUGGUUCCCCUGAGUUUUCCGGUCCUCCUAGUCCUCUUAACAAGCAGAAUUCAGUUGGCCCUGCAGGACCCGGGUCGCAACGUUGUUUGGAUAUCCUGAAUGCCUGGAAUGGUACUAUCUGGAGUAAAAUGAAUGAUCCCGGUGCCGGCGGCGGGUUAGCCGGCGAUUUGGAGUCUCCGACGUCUACAUUGAGCUAUUCCGAGAACAAUGCUCCUCAGAUGUCUUCCACUAAUCGAAUUGGGGAAAGUUCCACGGCGUUCAUCGAAUUCGUCGGGAAUAAUAAUAAUAAUUCAUCCGGGUCAUGCGAAAUCAUGAAAGAAGAAGGUGAAGAGGAUUGGAAAGGGUUCGGAAGCCGGAGCAAUUUGCCGGACGGGAUUGAAAAUUCCAUUUCGUUUACGUCGGGGCUUCAGGAUCUUACAAUGCCAAUGGAUACUCCGUGGAACAGGGAGGAAAACCCGGAUGAUGAUCAUCAUCAUCACGCUCGUUCAGGUGGGAAUUUUGUGGAAAGAUUCACUGAUCUCUUACUCAGUACCGCCGGCGGUUCUGUGGAACAGAGCAGCUUCUCAGAGGGCUGUGGAGAAUCGGAUAACAACAACAACAACAACGGCGGCGCUAUUACUACUACGGCGACCGGAGCCGCGGGGCCCGGAAGUGAGUAUUUGGAAGAAAAUAAGAAUUACUGGGAUAGCAUUCUGAAUUUGGUCAAUUGUUCACCUUCUCAUACGCCCAUGUUUUGAGAAAUUAACUGAGAGGCUUUGUUUCUUCAUCAUCUUCUUCUUCUGCUACCUACCAGUGAUGAUGUUAUGGAAAAAAAAAAAAUCCUUUGGAGAGAAUGUUCAAUUGUCUCUAGAUUGAUUGAUCUCUGUCUUUUUCUUCCAUUUUAGUUUUUUUUUUUUUUAAUCUUUCUCAUAAUCUGGAUGAAUGGAUAUCGAUCUUUUUUCUGAUAAUGUCAUUAAUGUCAAUUACUAGGUAUGUAGUAGCUUCAGCUCAAAUGAUCAGUACAUCUUUCCAUUACAAGAUUUCUGUUCUUCCCUCUUUCUAUUGACUGUAACUCUGUAUCUCCUUUUCUUGGCAGUAAUUCUUCUAAUAAAAAUUUUUUUUAUGUCGA
This is a messenger RNA of Oldenlandia corymbosa var. corymbosa, 2504 nucleotides long. NCBI's taxonomy places the organism in Eukaryota, Viridiplantae, Streptophyta, Magnoliopsida, Gentianales, Rubiaceae. The record is from the annotation of a GenBank genome assembly.